Messenger RNA from Ficedula albicollis (Collared flycatcher), 3815 nucleotides. RefSeq names its product polypeptide N-acetylgalactosaminyltransferase 12 (gene GALNT12). The transcript has 13 exons. The record is from RefSeq and is a predicted model, not a curated record. Gene Ontology annotation, cellular component: Golgi apparatus. NCBI's taxonomy places the organism in Eukaryota, Metazoa, Chordata, Aves, Passeriformes, Muscicapidae. The coding region runs from base 1 to 2238 and encodes 745 amino acids.
AUGGCGCCCGCCCUCCCUCGCCCGCUGCUCCCCGGCGCCCUCCCCCGGCCCGGGCACCGCGCUAGGCACGGCGAGAGAGCCGAGCGCCCGCGGCAGCCCGGGGGCGGGCGGCUCUCGCACGGCGAGAAGGGGGAGCCGGCUGGGCCGCGCUCCGCGGAGCCGACGCGGGUUGUCCCGGCCUGGCCCGCGGGUCUCGGCGCCUCUCCUGCCCCGCUGGCAGCCCCAGCCGUGCCCCCUCGCCUCGCCCGGUGUCCUGUGUCCUCACGGCUCCUGCCCCCUCCGCUGGGCUCUCUGCCCUCCGGGCUGCAGCCGAUUUCCGCGCCGUUACUGACUGCCACACACUUAAAUGUCUCCGCGUUGCUUGUCCUUCUGCCCGGGGUCAUGGCAGCAGGCCUUCGCUCUCUGUGUGAUCCGGCAGAACCGGGAUGGCCUCCACUCCCUCCCUGCCCUGGGAUGGGUCAGGACCAGUGCUGGUUCCACCGUUUGUGUCCCCAGAGAACGCGGGGCAGGCUGGAGUCGUGCGCCUUCCCUGGAGUGCUGGAAAGCUGGGGCGCUAAGCAGCCUUCCGACCAGCAGGAAACCGAGGGACAUAGCUCCCGGGGAGGCGGCUGGCGGGCGGCAGGGGUAGGACGCCCGGGGGACAAGCGGGACGGGUUCCCUGGCCGGGGCCCGCCGGUGUACGCCAAGCCGGCCCUGGACCCGGGGGCGCUGGGGGAGCUGGGCCGGGCGGUGCGGCUGGAGCUGAGCCCGGCCGAGAAGCGCCGCCAGGAGGAGAGCAUCCGCCGGCACCAGAUCAACAUCUACCUGAGCGACCGCAUCUCGCUGCACCGCCGGCUGCCCGAGCGCUGGCACCCGCUAUGCAGAGAGAAGAAAUAUGAUUAUUAUAGCCUGCCAAAAACCUCUGUUGUGAUAGCUUUCUAUAACGAGGCUUGGUCAACACUUUUGCGAACUGUUCACAGUGUUCUUGAGACAUCUCCAGACAUACUUUUGGAAGAAAUUAUCCUUGUAGAUGAUUACAGUGACAAAGAACAUUUAAAGGAGACUUUGGAAAACUACGUGGCAGGUCUGCGCAAGGUGCGCCUUAUCCGCGCAAAUAAGAGAGAGGGGCUGGUUCGAGCCCGGCUGCUGGGGGCAUCCAUGGCAAAAGGAGACAUCCUGACAUUCCUGGACUGCCACUGUGAAUGCCACGAGGGCUGGCUGGAGCCACUGCUGGCAAGGAUUGCUGAAGAAGAAACAGCUGUUGUCUGCCCUGUUAUUGAUGUUAUUGACUGGAAUACAUUUGAGUACUUGGGAAAUGCUGGUGAGCCACAGAUUGGUGGAUUUGACUGGCGGCUGGUCUUCACUUGGCACAGUAUCCCUGAAAGAGAACAAAAGCGGAGGAAGUCCAAGACCGACGUGAUCAGGUCUCCAACCAUGGCAGGUGGAUUAUUUUCUGUGAGCAAGAAGUAUUUUGAUUAUCUUGGUUCCUAUGACACAGGAAUGGAAGUCUGGGGAGGAGAAAACCUUGAAUUCUCAUUUAGGAUAUGGCAGUGUGGAGGAAGUCUUGAGAUCCAUCCUUGCUCCCAUGUAGGUCACGUUUUCCCCAAACAAGCCCCGUACUCGCGGUCCAAAGCUCUGGCAAACAGCGUGCGCGCGGCUGAGGUGUGGAUGGAUGGAUACAAACAACUUUAUUACCACCGAAACCCACACGCCCGCCUGGAACCAUAUGGAGAUGUGACAGAAAGGAGACUUCUACGAGAGAAGCUGAAGUGUAAGGACUUCAAAUGGUUUUUGGAGAACGUGUAUCCAGAACUUCACGUACCCGAGGACAGACCAGGCUUCUUUGGAAUGCUGAAGAAUAGAGGAAUGGAAAACUUCUGCUUUGAUUAUAACCCUACAAAUGAACAUCAAGUAACUGGACAGAGGGUGAUACUCUACCCAUGCCAUGGUAUGGGACAAAAUCAGUUUUUCGAGUACACAUCCCAUAAUGAAAUACGUUACAACACACGGCAGCCGGAAGUCUGUGCAGCAGUCGACUCAGGAACUGACUACUUGACAAUGUACUUGUGUCAAGAAAAUGCCCACAGUGUUCCUGAAAACCAGAAGUUUAUUUUCAGAGAGGAUGGUACCUUGUUUCACCCACAAACCCAGAAGUGCGUACAAGCAGAGGCAAACGCUUACAACGGGAACCCAGCGCCAUUGUUACGACCUUGUACCAACUCAGACUACCAAAAAUGGUUCUUCAAAGAAAGAAGUUGAUCCAGAUGUUGUCUAGGGCAUAGCUGAAUACAAAAAAAUGUGCUCUUUCUAGUCAGCAGUUAGUCAGCCUUUUGAAAAUCUCAUAAGUGAUAUAUUUUUGUAUGGAAAGAACUGUAAUUAGUUGACAAACCGUGAAUGUCGUUUUUUGGAGCAUUAGAAAGCACUAAGUAUUGAGAGCUUCAUAAAGUGCCACAGAAUCUGCUCCUUUUCUCUUUCCUUGGCAGCUACAUAACUGCUUCUGAAGUGUCUUAGGUUCUUUUCACAAGUGACAAUGUAUUUUUUAAAUCUACUGUGUGGAAGUAAGGCAGUCAAAAUAAUUGCACUAAUGUUAAUCUGCCAUUAACUUAAAGUGUUUAUUUUUCUACUAAAACAUUCUGCAGUUGGAUCUUUUAACAGAUAGUUGUUAAUAAUUAUUCUCGUCUUUUAAAUACCAAGAAGGUAAAUGUAGGCCAUAUUCUGCCCUGAGUGACUACCCCAAAGCCCUCACUGAAAACAGUGUGGAUUUACACAUAAAGGCAGAGUAUAUCAGCAUGUUUUUGCACAAAUAACAAUCUAGAUGCAUACAAAUUGCACAUGCUUGACAAUACUAUACCUUAAAUGUUCUGACAGUUUUAGAUGUUCAUGGCCCUUGGCAAGUUUCUAAUCAUGCUUAAGGUUGGUUUGGGAGUAAAAUGGGGAUUUUCUCAUCUUUCUUAAAGGCAGAAGGCAACAAUAUUUAAAGGUGAUGCUUUGGGAAAAGCUAUUUGGAUUCAUGUGGGUCCAGCUGUGUGGCUGUGUCCUAGAAUGCACAACCAACUUGAACAUUAUGUGGAUUUUCAAUGUGCAUAAACUUUCAAGAUAAGGCCUACCAAUAAUUCUUUUGUAAAACUUCUAAAAUUGCAGUUAGAGAAAAUGAAUCUUAAAAUUUAAGUGUUUAAAUGAUUCAUGUAAAAACGAUUAUAUUUUAAGAACGGUUUUGUGACUGAUUUCUGUGAAAUGCAGCUAAGAUUAAUACAAAAAUGGUUAUCUUUGGGGUAUGACUUGUAUUUUGUCUGGGACCUCCUUUUAGAUGAGUUGGCCCUGCGUAUGGUCCUGUUGAAAGCAUGGGGUGUAACCUGCACCAGUGCAGGAUGGUUUGUGCCCUGGUGUGUGGGAUCUGCCUGGCCCAGUCAGACAAGGGGUGUGUGUGUAGCAGUGUACCUGGCCACUGACAUCAGCAUUGCCAUGCUGAUUAGAAGGGUUUCAGCUCAUAAGAAGAGUUUCUUUCUCUGUCAGAUGAAGGAAUGCUUAUGUGUAGAAGGAUGAAAAUUUCAACCUUUUUCCCCUCAGAAGUCUUGACAUCUGUUUUGAUUAGUUUGGUAUGUGUUUUGUUGUUUGCUUUUGUUCAUGUUUUCUAUAAAAAUGUACAGCCUUUUCUUUGAAUCCCCAUAUGCUCACGCCAUUUUGGCAUACCUAUUUAUAUGAUUGGGGUGUGGGGGGAGGGUUUCUGCCUGUAGGAGAUACAUCUAUUGGUUCUUCCAAGGACUUUCUUACCCGUGUGGAUAGAAUGUUUUUGUGAGCACCUUUGAAGUUUUGUCUCUGUGGGCUGGACUGAUGAA